Molecule: messenger RNA, 3636 nt
Organism: Notolabrus celidotus (New Zealand spotty)
Lineage: Eukaryota; Metazoa; Chordata; Actinopteri; Labriformes; Labridae
Product: transforming acidic coiled-coil-containing protein 1-like
Biological process (GO): cell population proliferation; cerebral cortex development; mitotic spindle organization
Cellular component (GO): cytoplasm
Source: RefSeq, a predicted model, not a curated record
CAGCAGCAGCAGCAGCAGCAGCAGCAGCAGCAGCAGCAGCAGCAGCAGCGUGAGGCACGUUUCUCUCUCACGAGCAUCAACAGUGAAGAGGAGCAGGAUGACAGCGCUGAGUCGCUGAGCCGGAGGAGGAAGUGAGCACGCCAUACAGAAAAGGAGCGGGCCAAAGCAGACGUCAGGAGAGAGAGACGGCAAAUCCACAGCUACUUUUUUGGGAGUCUCUUUUUUUUACAGUUACACAAACAACCAUACGGAUUCAGCUGUGACUGUCUUCAGUAAUCCAGAGGAGGAGGAAGUUUACCGAUAGAUCUCAGAGUCGCAGCAGUUUUUUUUAAGACUAAACGUGGUGCAGAAAUGUCCUGGUUGUCCCCUGUCCAGUGGGCCAAAUGGACAUGGUCUGCAGUGACUGGGAAUGGGGGGGAGAACGAGGGGCAGCAAGGACCCGAGGAUGAUGGAGAGGCAAAUUCAGACUCAGAGGGGAACUUUGAGACUCCAGAGGCAGAGUCUCCAGGUGUCGUGAAGCUGCUGAGCCAACUGGACAUCACCAACCAAACAGCUCAUCCUGAUGUUACAAACCACUUCCUUGACAAGAACUCCAACCAGAACAUCGGUCCAGUGUCAUCCCAAGACGUCGACUCCUUAAACAACCUUACCAGCUCCUCACAAAAUGGUAGCAGCUUUGGUUUGGACCAGAACCUCAACCUGACCCUCUGCAGCAAAUCUAGUCCUGGUGAGGGUUUCUCUCCAUCCAGCUCUCUUCCCCUGCCUCAACCCCAAAGGCCCCCAUCGCUGUUGGUCCUCUCUCCGCUUAACAAACCUGAUCCUUCAGAAGUGGACGAUGAGGCUCCUGUGACGUCUGACUCCAGCCCAGACUCAAACUUGAUCCCCACUCAUGGCAUUUGUGUGGAUCCUGAUUUGCUUAACGGCAACAUGAACUCAAAUGCAAAACACAGCCCGAUCAUCACGAACUCUUGUAAAGUUCAGCCAAAUCAGCACAUGCAGAAGGACCUCAGCGGACAGGAUGAGCAUCACAGAGACCACGCCACAGAUGAAGAGAAGUUGGCGAGCAGCGUAGGUGUCAAACCAGACAAGGACGAAAGCAACUGCCAUGAGGCAUCACAACCUGAGGACUCAGACUGCUGCUCCGCGCAGUUUGAGGAUCCGUGCAAGCUGAAGAACAAGUCAGGGGGAACUGAAAUGCAGAAAACAGGAAGUCAAGCGGAUUCCAUCUGCAUCAGUGAGGCAGAAAAACAGGCUGUUCUCACCCUCAAUUAGAGAGGAGGUACAACAUAAAUCACACUGAUCCAACAUGAAAUCAUCACUAAGGAGGUGGAGGCCAAUGACUGGAAGAAAAAGUGUGAGAGCAGCACAGAAGUCACUGAGAUGAGGAAAAUUGUUGCAGAAUAUGAAAAGACAAUCGCUCAGAUGAUUGAGGACGAGCAGCGCCACAACGCGAUCCAGAAGGCUUUGCAGGCUGUCAUUGCAGAGAAGGACGCUGCCCUUUCAGACCUGAACUCAGUGGAGCGCUCUCUCUCUGACGUGUUUCGGCGUUAUGAAAACAUGAAGAGCACCCUGGAGGGUUUUAAGAAAAACGAAGAGGUGCUUAAGAAGUGUGCUCAGGAGUAUCUGGCCAGAGUCAAGCAGGAGGAGCAAAGAUACCAGACACUGAAACUGCAUGCUGAGGAGAAAUUAGACAAAGCCAAUGAGGACAUCGCUCAGGUGCGUGCAAAGGCCGGCUCGGAGAACAUGGCACUGACCGCCAGUCUGAGGAAAGAACAGAUGAAGAACGAGUCUCUGGAACAAUCUCUGCUGCAGAAGAAUCAAGAGAUGGAGGAACUCACAAAGAUCUGCGAUGAGCUGAUUGCCAAAAUGGGGGAAAAUAGACUGAGAGACACUUUUUAGGUAUCAGCUCUUUCAGUCCCUCCAGUCCUUUUCAACAGUGACACCCUGUGCAUGUCCCCCUAGCAGAGGUGCCGCUCUCAUAUCCUCUGACAUCCUGCAUCAGAGACAGCUCGUGUACAGAUGUCAAAAGUAACUUCCUGUGUACUAAAAUUGCACUACUUAUGACCAGAAUCAAGAAGAUUCUUUACAUACCAACUAUUGUUUAAGAUGGGACCCUGCUCAGUGUUUAUGGUUGUGUUGUUUGUCUGCAUUUCUGGCCAUAAUGAGGCCAUCUGGACCUCCUGUGCUUCCGUCCAUCGUACCAGUGUACAACAACCUGCUUGUGACUCAACUUAAAUUCCCACCAGCUUAACAGCUAAUUUGCCAGCAGCUCCGCGUGCUGGAUGACAUCAUUCAGGCAGGGGUUGUUUUGGAGCUACAUUAAGGCGUACAGUUUGUUAUGAUGAGCUUUGACAAGGAUUGUUUUGAAGUAACAAUCUAGUAAAUGUAUAUUUUGAAGAAGUAAAUACUCUAAAUAUGGAAAGCUCAGGGGUGUUUUGUUGCUCAACAAGAGGUCAAAUCAAGCUGUUCAAGAGCUGGAGGGAAGGAUUUAGGGUUGUUAAAGGAAACAUGGUUGUCCUUAGUUUGAGGCCUUAGAUUGUUCAGCAGUAACACUGAAGCCAGACUGAGUCUGGACCAGGUGUCAGUAAAACUUCAGAUAAUUCACAGCUUUACAUACUUAAAGUUUGCACAGAGAAACAGCCACAUUGAAGUAUAAUAACCUGACAAUCACGGACUUAGCUGUGACUGUACCAGCUUUGUCUAAUUGUGUUGUUUGAGCCACAAAAUCAGAGAUCACUCAUACUAAAGUAGACAGAGAAAAGUCAACACUAAAUGCUCACUCUUUUGCCAAGUUUCCAGACAGUGAGUCUAGAUUAAAUUUAAGAUGUUUAAACUAUUUUAAGUUCUGCAAGUGCUGCAUAAUUCAGUAGUUUUUAUUCAGUUUUUUCAAAUCAUCACUGUCACAGACUGAGAGGAAAAACAAAGUGACGGCUUUGUUAGAGAUUCUAUGAUUUUCUUUAAUGUGUUUCCGGCACAGCCAGUGCUUUUCUUCAAAAUAUCUGUUUCUUUGCAUGUUAUUUUUUUAUUGCUUCACAUUUAUAAGGUAGCAGAUUCAGCAGUAGACCUUGCUGAUGAUGUCGACUCAGAAACCAGGGUUCUGAAAGGUUUCAGAACUAGUACCUGUGUGUUACCUGAGUUAUUACUCUGGUUGAUGAAAAAACAAAAUAACAUACAUUCUAUUUUAUAAAGACUGAACUUUCUUUAACAAGUAGCAAAGGAGCGUGAAGUUCCUGCAACCUUGAGAUUUCAAUCAGGAUAUGUGUGGUCAAAGAAGCUGAGAGAAUCUGGGAGAGGAUUUAGUUUCAAUUUUUGGCUCUUUCAGUUGUCAGCACUCAGUCCUUUGGAGUCUGGGACAAUUUGAACAAAGUUUGUUUGAUGCCCAGUCUCCUAAGCACCUUGUACAUCCUCCUAAAAAUCCAACCCACUUGUGUGCCACAGUUCAUAUUUGUGCCAUUCUAAUCUCAUGCUCCAUCUUGUUACACAGCUGCUUAGUCUUUGUCUUAUGAAAUACUGUUUACCACUUCAGUCCCUUUCUUUGAUUACUGUUUUGUACUGUAUAUGUAUAUUUAAAGCAGAGAUACAGACAGAAAGCAAGAGUGUGUGUACAUUUGCUUGAAUAAAAUUAGAUAUAAUUUC